Mizuhopecten yessoensis (Yesso scallop) is the source of this 3337-nucleotide messenger RNA. Its product is annotated as spermatogenesis-defective protein 39 homolog. Gene Ontology annotation, cellular component: cytoplasm. NCBI's taxonomy places the organism in Eukaryota, Metazoa, Mollusca, Bivalvia, Pectinida, Pectinidae. The transcript is spliced from 19 exons. Gene Ontology annotation, biological process: intracellular protein transport; vacuolar transport. Bases 9 to 1634 code for a protein of 541 amino acids. The record is from RefSeq and is a predicted model, not a curated record.
UUUUCAAGAUGGCAGCUUUCAGGAAGGAAUCACAGGAUGAUGAAGAUGAUUACUGGUCGGGGAUCCACAAGAACAAGAACAAGAAGAAGUUCAACUUGUUUGCUGAUGAUGUCAGUGUGGAGCAGGCUGAUCAAAUGGCCAAAACCAAAAUUUUGUUGAAAGCAAAUGACUUUGAUGAGGACUCGGAUACCAUCAAUUGGGAUGGAUCUAGCGUGGCGGUAACAAGCACAUCAACUUCAAAACAAAGUCCAACAAAGCCAGCACAAGAUAUUACCUCCACAAAAAAGAGUUCUCCUUCUGCACUAGCUCCUCCACAGUCUCCCAUUAUGUCCAAACUACGAACUCAGACCCACUCAAGGUCACAAAGUGUCACCUUAGGUAUCAACCCGACUGUGUCGAUACAGCCAGCCACUGUAACCAGUACAUACAGUAGGUCAACAGAGCGCCUCCCUGGCUCCUCCUCCAACAUCAGUCUACAGGAAGUGGUGUCCAACAGUGCACCCAGAGCUGUGUCUUCUAAUGACCGAGCAAAGAUGGCCGAGGAGAUUCGCUUCCUGCAACGAUCACUUCAGAGAGCCAAGGAGUCGGGUACCACUAAGCUACCCGUGGAAGACACCGUCAGAUGUAUGAUUACAGGGGAGCCUUUCAGUUUGGAGGUGUACAGAUGCCGAGAGGAAAAGAUCGAAUUACUCGAUCGAGCCCUUAAUACACACGAUGGAAAUGCCAUCAUUACUAUAGUCCUUUUCCUGCAGCGAACCAUCAAAACCUCCAUAUUUAAUCUUGAACUACAAAAGAGACCUGUCGCUGUGAACCACUAUAUUAAUUAUCUUAAGAACCACUAUGAUUUUGAGGUCCUUGUAGAUUUACUUGGAUUUCUGGGAAGGAACGAAGAAGCUGCAAUGUUUAAAUACAAACAAGCCGUUAGCGCGAGUGACGCUGGUGUUAAGAUAAAGAGUUUAAAAACCUGUCACAGAGCUCACUUCAUGACAGACCAGGGAUUAGCCCACAACACAUCUUUGUUAGAGGAGCAUAUCUCCCUACUGGAGCGACAGCGACCCAUAGAGGAUGCAGAUGCCCGAGAUGAGCAGGAGGGGAAGGUGAUGCUUUUUAAGUCGUACCCGCGGAAGUCUUCCAUCAUCAAUAUGUCUGUCAUUACCACGCUCUACUACUGCUGUUUCUACCACCCAGGACUCUCAGAGAAUUCCCUGGCCAGCCCAGCUGCUAUUAGAAGAGACUAUAAGUUGACAGAUAAACAGUAUCUGUGGAUUGCCCUGAGUGCCAGAUCUAGACUGAAGCAAUGGACGGGUAUAGAAGAACUCUUCAUGACAAAGGGUUGGUUCGGAGGUACAAAGGCGAAAGCAGUAAUAGGAUUUGAUCGUGUGUGUGAAGUUUUAUACAAGACCAGUGCUCCUUUAGAUAUACUUUCCAAAUACCUCCGGAUGAUUGAUAGUACAGACAGAAGAAUCGCUCUCGCCAAAAAGAUGAAGUGCCAUGAUAUAGUUGUUGAUACGUAUCUUGCUAUGAAAGAUAGAGCAGAACUAACAGACUAUGCUAAGAAGUUGACCCCACAUUCCAGAGAGGCCUACUAUGCGCAGGACGCAUUGAAAAGCUCAACGGUGAAGUGGAAGAACUGAUAUUACGACAGCCCUACAGUGUUGUGCAAUGACAAGCAGACUGUGAUAUGAAGUCUCUAUACGUUGUGGGUGAUGAGAUUUCUGCUGUGAUUUCCGAGUACACAUUCCAUACAACAGUAUAUACGACACUUCUUUGAUGUGUGAUUGGAUAACUUGAUUUGCAAUACUUUAUCUGAUUGGUCAAGCAAAUUUCUUGUCUUCUGUUAUUGGUCAACAUGUGUAUUACACUGAUUGAUAUCUAUUUCAGGAUUUAAAGUUGAAUAGACAGAUCUGUACAGGUUAAUGAAGACCAUGAAAUUGUGUGCCAGGGCCAGAAAAGCAUAAAAAUCAAACCUCCUCCAUUAGGAGGGAGACUCCAUCAUUUUGACCAAAAUUUACCAAUCUCCCUCAAAACUCCCUCAUUCAAGUUGAACUCACACUAACUCAAAAUCUACACUCUGUAGUCAAAUGAUCUAGUUACUGCAGGGUGUGUGUAAUGAUCAUAACAGGUGUGUCUGAAUCAAAUUAAUUCUUUUUGGAGUUAUUUUGAUUCUUAAUAUGGAAAAGAUAAAUUGAGCAAUGUACAUGUAGUUUCAGUCGCGUUUCACACACUUUUUCCCUCAUUGGAAAUGUGGAAUAAAGGAGAUCUGCCUCCUUGGAGGUUUCAGAGGUUGACACCUAUGUAUUAGACCAGUAGGUCUGACAAUGAAUUUUUCUUCAUAAAACUAUUCAGAAGACGGAAACAAAACUGGUCCAGUUUUUACAAAGCCUAGUUUAUCAAAUAGAUGACAAUUCAACACAUGAUUUUUCUUGAAGUGAAUAAUGUGGAAAAUUGCGAUAUUGUUUUUUAGGGCUGUUCCAGAAAUAUGUUCGGGAGCAGGGCAGGGACUUUUUGAAACCACCACUCCCCACAAUUGAUUGCUGGGACCCAAUUAUACAACAUAUAGUAUAAUUUACUAUACACUAUGUAAAAACAGUUGGUUCUGAUCCCACCAUGCCACUAAUACAUGUAUGUUCUCAAUACUAUGUGUCUCCAUGUCCCCCCUCCCCCCUCUAUUCCUUGAUAUUCAUGGAUUAUAGCCCUUGUGACAAAGCAACAAAGUUUUUUAUGUUAUCCGCUCAUAUCAAGACAUUGUACAAAGUGUUGCAAUAAAAAUAUUCCUUAAACAAGUUUAAGGAUAUGUCAUCAUCUUUAUACAUCCAACUCAAUCUUGACAUUGAAACACAGUUAUCAUUUAUGUCUUUAAAUCUAUUAAAGGUUCGACUUCCAUUUCUUGUAUGACAUAUCCCUGUCUUUAUUUUACAAAUAGAAACAGUAUACAGACACAGUUUCGUUUCUGUAAUAUCAGAUAUUUUUGCGGGGCCCAAAUUUCGUGGUUUCCCGACAAAACACCAUUUUGUGGGUACAUGAAUUCGUGGAUUACCAGUACCCACUGAAACGGAAAAUUGCUUUAUAUCAAAUUUGUAAUAACUUUGUGGACCUGUGAAUUCAUGGAUGAAGGUAACCCACGAAAUCGAAGAAAUAAGAAUCCCAACGAAAAUAAGUGACUUCACAGUAAUUAUCAGAGGACGAGGUUGCUAGUGUAAGAAGCAGCAAGGUACUUUUACAUCGAUAACCUGGAAUUGUAUGCAAGAGAAUUUGUGUUGUUAUAAUUGGGAUGCCUUGUUUAUUUGCAAAUAAUGUGUUUUUACAAUCACAGUCCUAUUUAUAUGAAGAGUAAUAA